Messenger RNA from Verticillium alfalfae VaMs.102, 2298 nucleotides. RefSeq names its product endo-1,4-beta-xylanase. Bases 1 to 2298 code for a protein of 765 amino acids. Gene Ontology annotation, biological process: carbohydrate metabolic process. Gene Ontology annotation, molecular function: hydrolase activity, hydrolyzing O-glycosyl compounds. The record is from RefSeq and is a predicted model, not a curated record. The transcript has 3 exons. Lineage: Eukaryota; Fungi; Ascomycota; Sordariomycetes; Glomerellales; Plectosphaerellaceae.
AUGCAGCUCCGCUCGCCUUUUUCCUCGCCUCUUCUUCUUUUGGCCCUGGCCGACGUCAGUCUCGCAGCUCGCGCUGAGGAGGCUCUGGCCGCACUAUCACUUGUCAACAUCGGUGACGUCCGCGGAAACAUUCACCUUCCCGCCGAGGCGGAUGGUCUUGCCAUCACUUGGCACAGCAGCAAUGCCGAUGUGCUGGCGACGGACGGCGUUGUGAAGCGCCAGUCUGCAACUGAGGAGGUCGUUUUGACGGCUUCUGUUGAAUUCGAGGGGGCCCAGCACGAGCGCCAGUUCAACGCCUCGGUUCGUCAAGCCGUCCAGCUUGACGCUUUCGAGGCUUACGCCUUUUCCUACUUCACCGGCUCCAGCCUCGAGGGCGAGAACAUCUUUUUCGCCGCGAGCAACGGUAAUGAUGCGCUCUCCUGGCAGGAACUGAACGGAGGCCAGCCCGUUCUGCGGUCCAAAUAUGGCACCAAAGGCCUGCGAGACCCCUUCAUCAUCCGUUCGCCCGAGGGCGAUACCUUCUAUAUGAUCGCUACCGACCUCUCCAUCGGCAGCGGCACGUCCUGGGACUCCGCGGUCCGCCAGGGCAGCCUCUACCUCGAGGUCUGGGAAUCAAAUGACCUCAUCAACUGGUCUGAGCAGCGCCACAUCCUCGUCUCUCCCGAGACGGCCGGCAACACGUGGGCACCUGAGGCCUUUUGGGAUGCCGAGAGCGGCUCCUACGCCGUCUUCUGGGCCUCUUCGCUCUAUGCCGAGAACGAUCCCCAGCACACGGGCAGCACGUAUCACCGCAUGCUGUACUCGUUGACGCGCGACUUUGUCACCUUUUCCGAGCCUAAGAUCUGGCAGGAUGCCGGAGACGCCCGCAUCGACACGACCGUCCUCCAGGCUAACGGUGUUCUCUACCGCUUCACCAAAGAUGAGGGCUCCGCCACCGGGUGCAGGGACAUCAUCCAGGAGACUUCCGACUCUCUGCUUGCAGGUAUGGACGGCUGGACGACUCAGGCCAGCUGCAUCGGACGCGAUGCUGGUCUCAGUGCCGUUGAAGGCCCGACCGCCUUCCGGUCCAACCCCAACGACGUCAACGGCGACAAGUUCUACCUCUUUGCCGACGAGUAUGGUGGCCGUGGCUACAUUCCCCUCGAGACUACUGAUCUGAACAACCCCGAUUGGAAGGUUUCUGCAUCAUACAGCCUGCCUACGAGCCCGCGCCACGGUACCGUUAUUGGCGUGACGGCCGCUGAGCACCAGGCUCUUGUCAGCGCUCUCAGCAACCGUCGGGCUCGCCGAUCCAAGAACUCCAAAACUAUCCGACAGGCUGCAGAGCCAGUUGACCCGAUCGUCAACGAAACGCUCCAUACCGUCAUCUUUCCUGUCGUCCCUGGCACCGAUGUCACAAAUCUCGCCCCCACCUUCGUCACGGCCGACGGUGUCAGUGCCUCGCCCGAGUCUGGCACGGCGGUAAAUCUAUCUUCCAAGGUGGUCUACACGAUAACAAACAGCGAUGGUUCAACAACCGAGUGGGCUCUCUCGGCCGUGGAGAUGCGGAGCCCCGUGCUCCCCGGUCUCUGGGCCGACCCGAACAUUGCCGUCUUCGACAACACAUACUACCUUAUCGGACACAAUGCUAUCUACGACCGCAAGACGAUCGGCGUGGCGGUGGCCGACCACCCUGAAGGGCCGUUCACGGCGGAACCAGAGGCGAUGAUUCUCAACGACGGAACGCCCAAGACGGGCCAGGCGAUCGAUCCAGCAACCUUUGAGGACCCCGAGACGGGCAAGUGGUACAUAUACUGGGGCAAUGGUAACCCGGGCCUCGUGGCGGAGCUCGGCGAUGACAUGGUGUCGCUCAAGGCGGGCACGACACGGGUGUUGGAAGGACUCGUGGAUUUCCGCGAGGGCGUCUUCAUGAACUACCGUGACGGGGUGUAUCAUCUCACCUACUCGAUCGACGAUACGGGGUCGGUCAAUUACCGCGUGGGAUAUGCGACAGCAGACAAUGCCCUCGGCCCGUUCACAUAUCACGGUGUGAUCCUCGAAAAGGAUCCUUCGCAAGGCAUCCUGGGCACGGGACACAGCUCCGUGCUCAAUGUGCCCGGGACGGACGACUGGUACAUUGUGUACCACCGAUUCGGGAUCCCUGGCGGCGGCGGGUUCCGGCGGGAGACGACGAUUGACAGGCUUGAGAUUGACGGCGAGACGGGGUUGUUCAAGAAGGUGACGCCGACGCUGGAGAGCGUGGGACCGCACAAGGUUCCUGUGGCGUGGUCAAGGCGACAUUUCAGUUGGAGAGGAUAG